AUUUCUCUCUCUUCUUUCUCUCUCUGUGUGCUUAGCUAUUUGGUUUAUCCAUGGCGGUUUUCGACUUUAUCUAAACAACUGCUCAAUCUCUCUCUCUCUCUCUCUCUCAACAAAAAUCUUUUUUCUUUCUGAAGAUCGGUCUUCCAAGAUUUGACGAGAUUAUCCGAUCGGCAUUUUUCUCAUGUCGAUUGCUCUGGAAAGCAGUAACCGGAGGCUCGAUUUGGAGCCGUUUGGUUUCGCACGCGCCGGCGUCGUUUCAUGCAGCUCGCUCUUCGAAUCGGCGACGGAAGAAGGCAGAACCGCCGCCGAAGCCGAAGCCGAGGCCGGUGGUGUUUCCUUUACUACAUCUUCUUCUCCUACUUCUUCUUCGUCUUCGUCGAUCGGAAAAAACAGCGAUGUUUCUCAGGGAUCGUGUACGGACGAAGAUGAUUCGGAGGAAAAUGAGGCUCAGAGCUCGUAUAAAGGUCCUUUGCAACUGAUGGAAUCGUUAGAAGAUGCUUUACCUACCAGGAAAGGGAUCUCGAGCUUCUACAAUGGAAAAUCGAAGUCGUUCACGAGUCUCGGAGAUGCAGUCACGGCGUCCUCGAUCACAGACAUUGCCAAACCAGAAAACGCUUACUCGAAAAGACGAAGGAACCUUUUGGUAUUCAACCACAUUUGGGAGAAGAACCGGAGCUCACCGCAGCUGAGAAGCUACGGCAGCGGAAUAUCGAAGAGACCAAUCAGCUCGAGCAAGAGCACGCUGGCCUUCGCGGUGGCGGCCAUGAGCAGUAGCUCGGAGAACAGCGGGAACACGAGCGACGAGUCUUCGACGUCGUCGUUUUCGAGAUCUCCUCCGCCGUCGUCGCUUCCGCCGCUACAUCCACAGAGCAAAGCAUCUUACAAUAACAGUAAUAAUAAUAACAACAACAAUAGUUCAUCGCCGACUCGAAUGAGAAGGAAUGUGUUCUCGGCUUCUUCUAGAUCGUUCUCGUUGGCUGAUUUACGACAAUGAGCUUCGAUGAUUAAACGACACUAACAAAUUUCACUCUCUCUCUCACUGUGUUUUGAAGUUUAACCCUAUCUAUAUCUAUAUAUUAUAGUUUAUAUAUAUAUAUAUAUAUAUAAAAAUGUAUGUGUAUGAAUGUAUGGGUACUGGUUUUUGUUGUAGUUUUGGUUAUGGAGAGACAUUUCUGGACUUUGGUGACUUUAUUAAUUAAUCAACUACUACUACUACUA
Molecule: messenger RNA, 1218 nt
Organism: Humulus lupulus (European hop)
Lineage: Eukaryota; Viridiplantae; Streptophyta; Magnoliopsida; Rosales; Cannabaceae
Product: protein OXIDATIVE STRESS 3 LIKE 1
Exons: 2
Coding region: 182-994 (270 amino acids)
Source: RefSeq, a predicted model, not a curated record